This is a messenger RNA of Nicotiana attenuata, 468 nucleotides long. RefSeq lists its product as uncharacterized. Bases 1 to 468 code for a protein of 155 amino acids. The transcript is spliced from 2 exons. The record is from RefSeq and is a predicted model, not a curated record. Lineage: Eukaryota; Viridiplantae; Streptophyta; Magnoliopsida; Solanales; Solanaceae.
AUGGUCAAAAUUGGCCAUCAACAACAAUUACAGGAACUGACGCCCCCUCCGGAAUCAAACAAAGUCCACAAAGGGGAGGAGCCGUCAGAAUCCCAACAGGUACCAAGGUAUUUUCAGGUAACGGAAGGAACGGACGCAACCAAAUCCACAGUGGAAAAACUCGACAAGUCGCAUUAUUCGAGAAGUAUUCCGCUAGAGGUGGCCGUGCACAAGUUAAGCCUGGACCCAAACAUCCCUCCGGUAAGGCAGAAGAAGCGCCCGAUUGCCGAGGUUAGAAACAGGUUUGUCAAAGAAGAGGUAACUCGAUUUCUUGAUUUCGGUUCAAUCCGGGAGGUAAAGUAUCCUGACUGGCUGGCUAACGGAGUGGUAGUUGCGAAAGAGAAUAAUAAACUUCGCAUGUGCGUAGAUUAUAAAGCUCUGAAUAAGACGUGCGCAAAAGGCUCGUUCCCAUUACCAAACAUUGAUUAA